AUGGAAACUACACCUUCAUAUUACUAUUACGUUGAUCCAGAAGUAAACUAUACUCCACAACAACCUACUCCUUUGGAUGACUUGAUCUCGGUAUAUGGUUUAAGUGAUUUAGCUAAUCAAGUUGCAAGAACCAAUAAAGAUGGUUCUAAAGCAGUUAAACUGCGGAAAUCUUAUAAGAAUCAAAUUGGAGAUCUAUCUGCAAAAUUUUCAACGAUACCAAGCAGAGAAAAUGGGAAAGGUGGAGAAAUUGCAAAUAUCUUAUUUCAAAAUAAUCAGGAUAUGUUAGCACAAGUAACGCGGACACCUGAAAUGUCUGAUCAAGAUUAUCAUAAUGCGAUGAUGAAUAGAGAUGCCUCUUUGUUUAAUGCCCCUAAUAUGGACUGGAAUCUAUGUCAAGAUGUACUUUCUCAAUUCGGUAGAUCUUACCCGUCAGAAUUUCAAGAUCAACAAGGUUUCCAAGUAGAUGAUUUGGCAUUCGAUUUGGAUGGAACCGGAAAGAUAUCAAAGAAGAGAAAAAACAAAUCAAGUGGAAGUUCCAUUGCUACUCCAAAUAGUGAUGUUCCUGAUGAUCUAAAGAGAAGAAGAUUAGAAUGA
This is a messenger RNA of Maudiozyma barnettii, 594 nucleotides long. It is a transcript of the gene ROX3, whose product is annotated as Rox3p. Gene Ontology annotation, molecular function: transcription coregulator activity. Lineage: Eukaryota; Fungi; Ascomycota; Saccharomycetes; Saccharomycetales; Saccharomycetaceae. The transcript has a single exon. The record is from RefSeq and is a predicted model, not a curated record. Gene Ontology annotation, cellular component: mediator complex; core mediator complex. Gene Ontology annotation, biological process: regulation of transcription by RNA polymerase II. The coding region runs from base 1 to 594 and encodes 197 amino acids.